CUCCUCCUCUGUUUAAAUAGACUUGCGGUGUCAAUCAUUUUCUUCUUCGUCAGCCUCCCUUCCACCGCCAUAUUGGGCAACUAAAAAAAGGGGGCUCGUCUUUUCGGGGUGUUUUUCUCCCCCUCCCCUGUCCCCACUGCCUCGCCGCUCCGCGACUCCGACGCCGGCAAGGUUUGGAGAGCCGCUCGGUUGGCGGGACCCGCGGGCUCGCCGCCGCCCGGGCUUGGACGGGCUUUGCCACCCCCUCCUCUCUCCACUCCCCUCCCCUCCCCGCCCUCGAGCUCGCCGGUACACUUGAUCGGCGGCGGCUCUCGGCUGCCUGGCCGGGGCUUCCCCUCCCCCUCCCGCAGAGCCAGCGCGCCCCUGACGCUCGGGCAGUUACUUGUCCGUGUUUGUUUCUCUUGGCUCCGAGCGCGGUCGCAGGGCUUAUAAGAGGGGUGCGGGCUGGGUCGGGGCGUUUUGUUUUGUUCAGUUUUGUUCUGCGAGCGCGCGCGCGAGGCGGUCGUGAAGACCCGGGAGGAAGAUGUCAAACGUGCGGGUGUCUAACGGGAGCCCGAGCCUAGAGCGGAUGGACGCCAGACAGGCGGAGUACCCCAAGCCCUCCGCCUGCAGAAACCUCUUCGGCCCGGUCAACCACGAAGAGCUGACCCGGGACUUGGAGAAGCACCGCAGAGACAUGGAAGAGGCAAGCCAGCGCAAGUGGAAUUUUGAUUUCCAGAAUCACAAGCCCCUGGAGGGCAAAUACGAGUGGCAGGAGGUGGAGAAGGGCAGCUUGCCCGAGUUCUACUACAGACCCCCGCGGCCACCCAAAGGCGCCUGCAAGGUGCCGGCGCAGGAGAGCCAGGACGUCAGCGGGACCCGCCAGGCGGUACCUUUAAUGGGGUCUCAGGCAAACUCAGAGGACACACACUUGGUAGACCAAAAGACUGACACGGCGGACAACCAGGCCGGCUUAGCGGAGCAGUGCACUGGGAUAAGGAAGCGACCGGCCACAGACGAUUCCUCUCCUCAAAACAAAAGAGCCAACAGAACAGAAGAAAAUGUCUCAGACGGUUCCCCGAACGGGGGUUCAGUGGAGCAGACGCCCAAGAAGCCGGGCCUCAGAAGACGUCAAACGUAAACUGUUCGAAUUAAGAGCACGUUUCCUUGUUUAUCAGAUACAUCACUGCUUGAUGAAGCAAGGAAGAUAUAAAUUAAAAAUUUUUAAUACAUAUCGCUGACUCCAUGGAAUGGACAUCCUGUAUAAGCACUGAAAAGCAACAACACAAUAACACUAAAAUUUUUAGGCACUCUUAAAUGAUCUGCCUCUAAAAGCAUUGGAUGUAGCAUUGUGCAAUUAGGUUUUUCCUUAUUUGCUUCAUUGUACUACCUGUGUAUAUAGUUUUUACCUUUUAUGUAGCACAUAAACUUUGGGGGAAGGGAGGGUGGGGUGGGGCUGCGGAAUUGGCAUGGGGGGACCUUAUGAAGAGCUUGCUUCCAUUUAGAGCAAGGAGUAAAAUAUUUGACUUGCAUGGAGAGAAGCAGUUUUGGGAAGGGUUUGAAUUGUUUAAAGAUGUAAUGUCUCUUUCAGUGAAAAUUGAUACUUCAUUUAAAAAAAGCAUCUGAAUUUGAGCACCGGUUGCAAAUAAUGGCCAGUUAUUUUUACAUGAAGCUUUUUCUCAUUUGGGAGCUCUGAUGAUUCCAUAUAUACUGGCAAAUGGCUUUUUUUUUUUUUUUUUUUAACAACAGCAAAAAAAAAA
Messenger RNA from Mustela erminea (ermine), 1739 nucleotides. RefSeq names its product cyclin dependent kinase inhibitor 1B (gene CDKN1B). The transcript has 3 exons. The record is from RefSeq and is a predicted model, not a curated record. Gene Ontology annotation, molecular function: protein-folding chaperone binding; cyclin-dependent protein serine/threonine kinase inhibitor activity. Bases 524 to 1120 code for a protein of 198 amino acids. Gene Ontology annotation, cellular component: nucleus; cytoplasm. Gene Ontology annotation, biological process: negative regulation of cell population proliferation; regulation of cell cycle; G1/S transition of mitotic cell cycle. Lineage: Eukaryota; Metazoa; Chordata; Mammalia; Carnivora; Mustelidae.